This is a messenger RNA of Gryllus bimaculatus (two-spotted cricket), 231 nucleotides long. The record is from the annotation of a GenBank genome assembly. NCBI's taxonomy places the organism in Eukaryota, Metazoa, Arthropoda, Insecta, Orthoptera, Gryllidae.
AUGGAGGGACCAACAAUUGUUGUUCAUAGUCCAAGCGACCGCGGGGGCCGCAACCGGCACAAGGGCAAGGCGGGCGGCGGCGUGGAGGCGGAGGCGGAGGCGGAGGCGGAGGUGGAGGAGGGCGCCGGAGGGCCCACGGUAGAGGAGACGGCGGCCGCGGCGGCGGAGGCGGUGGACGCCGCCUCCAACGCGGCGCACGUGGCUGCCAGUGCGGGCGUCUCCCUCCAGCAG